Messenger RNA from Rubroshorea leprosula, 793 nucleotides. The record is from the annotation of a GenBank genome assembly. Lineage: Eukaryota; Viridiplantae; Streptophyta; Magnoliopsida; Malvales; Dipterocarpaceae.
GUCAAAGUGAUUUGAUUUUUCUUGUUUCUUUCAGUGACUGACGUUUAGCAGAUCACUUUGGAGGCAAACUUCAUUUAGGCUAUGUGCAAAUCCGUGAUAAAUUAGCAGAACUUCAGGAAGAGAGAAACAAGAGCUUCAAACUUGACCGGUAUGAUGACAGGAGAUCGAAAGAAAGGAGCAGAGAUCAUGAGAGAGAAUCAAGUUGGGAUUGAGGCUGAGGGAAUAGCCAUGACCAAGGGAGGGAUUAUGAUUGUAGGAGCAGAGAUCGUGACAGGUAUAGUGAUUAAGAUCGUGAUAGGGAUUAUGAGCGCUCUUGGACUUAUGAUUCUAGAAGUUGCCAUAGGUCAUGUUCAAGGUCUAGGGAACGCUCCAGGGAUCAUGAUCGCCACAGGCAUGACCGAUACUAGAUGCAUGAAUGCUGCCAAGAAGAAAAUGAAUACAAACUGUUCUUGAGUAGGUAAGCCGACUUAUAUAGGGGAGUUACAUUCCUCAGUUAAGUUAUUUGACAGUUUGUCAUGUGGUUGUAUCAACAUGUUUAAGAGGGUAUUUGUUGUUUUUUGGUACCUAGAGACUAGGAAUUGAAUCUUAACUUAUGGUUAAAAGUACAAGUAAUUCUAUCAUCAGAUCAUAUUGCUAACAGGUAAGAGGGUAUUUGUUGUACUUGGUGAUUUGUGUUUGGUAUUUGGUAUCAUUGUAGAUGUAAGUUUGGUUGAUUUUACUAUUCCAACUGGCAUGUGGGGCAAUUUUUCAGUUAAGUAUCUAAAAGGAGAAUUAAUAUAAUGAGAUUGAAUUU